CACUGCGUUCUACCUAUUUUUUUUUAAGACGAGCAAAAACAGUUUUUUUUAUAGAGAGAGACCAACAUUUUUGUCUUCACUCUCACUCAAUCAGCUUCGACUCAUAUAAUUACAUUACUGCCACUUCCCUCGCUUUACUUCCUCCUCCGUUCUUCUUCUCUUGCUCUGUUUUUUUCAACUCCGCCGGAAAACCUUCAAUGGUUUCUUCUUUCUUGCAACACAGUGGAGCAAGUCAAAUGUGAUGGGAGGUGGAUUUUCCAAAUUCUGUUCCUGCUUUGAACCGCUAAACAGGACGGCGACGACGAGCCAACCGGACCAGCAGGAUGGGAUUUCUGCGCCGACUGAGCCUUUGGACGGAACUAUAGGCCACUCCUUCCGAUAUGUCAGAUCUUCAUCUCGCUUGCUUUCACGCGGUCACUCGGAUCGCGACGUCUUUCCUUCUAAUUCCCUCCGCUUCUCUCCCUUCCAUGAACCCGUUAUCAGAGUCCGACCCGAUUUCCCGGAAACUGGAUUCAAGGCCAUUUCCGGAGCUUCGGUGAGUGCUAACCAUUCGACUCCGAAAACUGUUGUCCACCUGGAAGACGUCUGCGAUGGAGCCAAUGAUGGUACCACUCCUGAAGGUGGCGUGAGGGGAAGUAUUGUGAAUGGGUUCGAAAGCACAUCUUCGUUUAGUGCUCUUCCGCUUCAGCCGGCGCCGAGAGGAGAGCCUCACUUUCUCUCAGGUCCAAUUGAGCGUAGUGCUCUCUCUGGGCCUCUUGAGCAAAACAACGCCACCGCAGAAGAUGAAAGCGAGGUCCCUUUUUCGGCUCCUCUGGGUGGCUUUUAUACCAAAGAGAAGCGCAAGAGAGCGUUUUCACGGUUGCGUAAGGCAUUUCAUCCGGCCAGUUCGGAGAAGCAGCAGCCAGGAGCGGUUUCGGUGUUGGAUUUCGUGGGCAGAAAGGAAGCUCCGGCGAACGAAGAGAAGCCGGAAGUGAAGAGUGAGAGUAGUCAUGUUCAAUGGGCGCUUGGGAAAGCAGGAGAGGAUCGGGUACAUGUGGUUGUAUCAGAAGAGCAUGGCUGGCUGUUCAUCGGCAUUUACGACGGCUUCAAUGGCCCUGACGCGCCGGAAUUCCUAAUGUGCCAUCUUUAUCGUGCUGUUUACAAUGAACUAAAAGGUUUGUUCUGGGAAGCUGAAGGCGCAAAGGAAACCAAUCCAUCAACUUCUGAAAACACCAUGAUUGGCGUAGAAGAGCUCAAAACUGAGAGUGAAAUUUCAGUGUGCGUAGAAGAUGCAAAUCCCCUGAUUUUUCAAGCUGAAGAUAGGCGACGCAGGCUAUGGGAAUUUCUUGAAGACGACGAUCCAGAAGACGGUCUCGAUCUCUCAGGGUCAGAAAGAUUUGCAUUUUCCGUCCAUGAUGCAAUCAACGUCAGAAAUGCGGGAUCAGCAGUUAGUAGACGGUGGCUGCUAUCAAAACUGAAGCAUGGAUUAUCAAAACCCAAGAGGGUCCAUGGUGGUAAGUUGUCAUCGUCGAUACAAUAUCAUCAAGAGAAGGUUGGAGCGGAGAAAGAGAAGUCUUCUGGUGGAGGAAGGAAGAGAAAGGUGGGCCCCGUGGAUGCUGACUCAGUGUUGAGGGCAUUGUCUCGGGCUCUUGAAGCCACCGAACUUGCAUAUUUGGACAUGACAGACAAGCUUCUGGAUUCAAAUCCAGAACUCUUUUUAAUGGGGUCGUGUCUGUUAGUUGUUUUAAUGAGGGACGAGGAUGUGUACGUGAUGAACGUAGGAGAUAGCCGAGCCAUUGUUGCGCAAUACGAGCCCAGAGAGUUAAAAUCUGCAACGGAAUUGAGUUAUGAGGGAAAUAAUAAUGAGUCAAGCACAGAGAGCGUAACUGAGGAAUUCUUAGCUGGAGAUGAAAGAGCAAUCAAGUUGGAGAAUGAGGAUCCUGGUCAAGAAAUGAGGCUAGUUGCAUUACAGCUUUCCACAGACCAUAGCACCAGCAUUGAAGAGGAAGUGAUCAGAAUCAAGAAUGAACAUCCUGAUGAUAGCCACUGCAUUGUCAAUAACAGAGUGAAAGGUCAUCUUCAGGUCACCAGAGCAUUUGGGGCAGGAUUUUUGAAGCAGCCAAAGUGGAAUGAUGCAGUGCUGGAAACGUUCCGUGCAGAUUAUAUUGGCACUGCUCCAUAUAUAUCCAGCUCUCCGUCACUAUGCCACCAUAGAUUAAGCCAAAGAGAUCAGUUCUUAAUCCUUUCAUCUGAUGGAUUGUAUCAAUAUCUAACAAAUGAAGAAGUGGUUUCUCAAGUUGAGAACCUGAUGGAGAACUGUCCAGAUGGAGAUCCAGCCCAGCAUUUGAUAGAACAGCUACUCCUUCGCGCAGCCAAGAAGGCUGGAAUGGAUGUGCAUGAGUUGCUUGAUAUUCGACAAGGAGAUCGGAGGAAGUACCAUGAUGAUGUUACUGUUAUGGUGAUAUCACUUGAAGGCAGAAUAUGGAAAUCAUCUGGGAAGUAUCUGUGAGACGUUGGAUGUGUUUGGAUACCUCUUCAUAAUCAAUCAUGGCUCCUAGAACUUUGUUUUGAAAAGGGAAAAAAAAAAAAAAAAACACCUCAAACAUUCCAUUUUUUCUUAAACUCGCUUUAGGCUCUGAAACUCCUUUGUGAGAGAGAUUAUUUGAAGCUCCAUAUGAUAAUCAAUUAUUUUGAAACUCCGUUUGAUAAUCAAUUUUUUCCAUAAUGAAUUUUAUCCAACUGAAAUCCAAACACAAGAUCUUCUUGAACUUGCCGUGGUCACAGAAUCUUUUCAUCUCAGUGAGCCUCCAAGCCAGCUGAUCCAUUUUUCAUGAGUCGUCGCCUUCUUCUUCUUCAGUUCUUUCUACAGAAUAAAAGAAUGGCUGAUGUUAAUGUCAAUAGGCUGCCAUGACCAUCGCAGAGCUUCAUCAACAAUGCAAAUUUAAUUGCAAAUGAGAAAGUUUCUGGAAAAUCUCUUUCAUCAGAAAACAUAGUACAAAUCUUUUUAUUCUUAGCAGGCCCCUUUUUGUUUUCGUUUAUGUUGCUUCAAGGAAACCAGAGGAAGUUUGGUGUACAUUAAUGGGAUAUGGCCGUAUGGGAAUGUAAGCAUACAUGUAUUGACUGAGCAUUGAACAGCUGUAAUUGCUUCAGAACCAUUGAGAUUUUCUUUCUUUCUUUCUUUGUUCUUUUUUGAAC
Messenger RNA from Prosopis cineraria, 3174 nucleotides. Its product is annotated as protein phosphatase 2C 29-like. Gene Ontology annotation, biological process: protein dephosphorylation. The record is from RefSeq and is a predicted model, not a curated record. The coding region runs from base 242 to 2488 and encodes 748 amino acids. NCBI's taxonomy places the organism in Eukaryota, Viridiplantae, Streptophyta, Magnoliopsida, Fabales, Fabaceae. Gene Ontology annotation, molecular function: protein serine/threonine phosphatase activity. The transcript has 4 exons.